Messenger RNA from Carya illinoinensis, 1170 nucleotides. RefSeq lists its product as uncharacterized. The coding region runs from base 1 to 1170 and encodes 389 amino acids. NCBI's taxonomy places the organism in Eukaryota, Viridiplantae, Streptophyta, Magnoliopsida, Fagales, Juglandaceae. The transcript is spliced from 2 exons. The record is from RefSeq and is a predicted model, not a curated record.
AUGGUUGCUAAAAGGAAAGCUGGUAUAUUUAAAUCUAAGGCCUAUCAUGCAUUGAUGAUUUCACCUUCUUCUAAGUUUUUUCAUGUCCUUCUUGCCCUACAAGAGCCUCGGUGUUUCAAGUUUGUUGCCAAACAUCCUGAAUCGAUCUUGGCUAUGGAUGAUGAAAUACAAGCUUUGAAGAAGAAUGAUACUUGGGAUCUUCUACCUCGCCCUCUAAAUCAUAAUAUGGUUGGUUGUCGUUGGAUCUUUAAGACCAAACUCCAUGUUGAUGGUUCCAUUGAGCAUCAUAAGGCUCGUCUUGUGGCCAAGGGCUUCUCUCAGAUUCCUGGCCUUGAUUUUGAAGAUAUGUUUAGCCCUGUGGUGCAUCCUGCUACUGUUCAGAUUAUCCUAUCCAUUGCAGUCACUUCUAGAUGGCCCUUACAUCAAUUAGAUGUUAAGAAUGCCUUUCUCCAUAGUCAUAUUCUGGAAAAUCAGGCUGAUUCCUCUCUGUUUGUCCAUUAUACCAUGUCAAGCACAAUUUAUCUCUUGCUAUAUGUCGAUAAUAUGGUGCUUACUGGCAACAAUACUGCUUUGAUAAAGACUCUUAUCACACGACUGUUCAAAGAACUUGCUAUGAAAGAUUUGGGUUCUCUACACUAUUUCCUUAGUGUCGAAGUCCAACCUAAUUCUCACGGCUUAUUUCUUAGCCAAACCAAGUAUGCUCUUGAUCUCCAACAACGUGCUGACAUGGUUAAGGCCAAACCCAUUACCACUCCCUUUGUAGUUGGUCAACAUCUCUCAAUCGAAGGGAAGCUAUUUUUGGAUCCCACCCUUUUUUGGUCUCUUGCCGGAGCUCUAAAGUAUUUGACCAUUACUCAGCCUGAUCUCUCAUUUAGUGUCAAUUCCAUUUGCCAGUACAUGCAUGAUCCAACUAAAGAUCAUUUUUUAGUACUCAAAGGCGCAGUCCAUCAUGGUCUUCAACUUCACCGCACCCUUUCCCAUGAGUUGCUUGCUUAUUCUUAUGUUGAUUGGGCGAGUUGUCCUGAUACACAUUUAUUUACCACCAGCUAUGUUAUAUUCUUGGGUGCUAAUCUUGUUUCUUGGUGCUCUAAGAAACAAUCCACUAUUUCUCGCUCCAGUGCUGAAACUGAGUAUAGGUCCUUAGCCGUUGCUACUGCUGAAGUUGCUUAG